AUGAAUUUUCGUGUAUCGGAACUGACGGAGAUCGCCCUCCAAAUUCUUGGCUACAAGUUGUACGACAGGAAUGGAACGCAGACCGAAUCGUUGGAGAAUGUGAUCGAAAAGUACCAGUUCAGUUCGGAAAAGGUAGAACCCACCACAGCCCAAAAGGGUCAAAAGCGAAAACAAUCCUCGGUCUCGAGCGCUGUGGGACAGAAGCAGUUCAUGGCACAAUUUGAUCUUCCCGAUUUUGAUACGAUCCUGAUCGAUACGAAUAAGUACGUCGAAGGUCAGAUGACGUCGUUUAUAAAGCAGCUCCAAUCCUCCUUGGUAUCGGUUUGUCGGGAUACGGACUACAGGAAUCAUAGGAAGGGAAUACGGAUCCAGAAUGCAGUGUGCAUCGGUAAAGAGCUACCGGUCUUUUGUAGCACGGUGUCCAAAACGUACAAUACGAUGAAAUACGUCGACGAGCAGGACAUAAUCUCUCGCUCGAAUGAUGAGGACUUUGAUAAGGAAGAGUACAUUUUAGUCAAACAAGGUUUGCUAUUGCGGGAAUUCAACACCCUACUGCAGUUGCUUAAGCACAUAUUAGAUACCACCCCCAAAACCAUAAAGGAGCUGGACGCGACGUGGCUGUUGAUGCUGAAAUCAUAUGAAGCCAUCCUCGGUCGAAAAACCCGUAUGUGAUCCGGCCAAUUUCCGCAAUUCCCGGGCCAUGCGAGCACCUUAAAUGAUCCAGGCUGAGCCCUUCUUAUAACAUCCCCUUUUC
Molecule: messenger RNA, 754 nt
Organism: Anopheles nili
Lineage: Eukaryota; Metazoa; Arthropoda; Insecta; Diptera; Culicidae
Exons: 3
Coding region: 1-672 (223 amino acids)
Source: RefSeq, a predicted model, not a curated record